Molecule: messenger RNA, 2433 nt
Organism: Asparagus officinalis (garden asparagus)
Lineage: Eukaryota; Viridiplantae; Streptophyta; Magnoliopsida; Asparagales; Asparagaceae
Exons: 4
Coding region: 1-2433 (810 amino acids)
Biological process (GO): DNA integration
Molecular function (GO): nucleic acid binding; RNA-DNA hybrid ribonuclease activity
Source: RefSeq, a predicted model, not a curated record
AUGAGUGAUUUGAGGACUGAUGUCACUUGCUAUGUUAUCGAUGCAGAGACAUCUUACAAUUUGUUAUUGGGUCGACUAUGGAUCCAUAACAAUCUGAUUGUUCCAUCAACUCUACACCAAUGCAUGAAAUAUAUAGGUGAGAGUGGUGAAGUCAAAACAGUGGUCGCAGAGAAGCAACCAUUCAAGGGGGUGGAGAACACUGAUUCUAUCCAUUACCUUGAUGGUGAGCCAUUUGAAGUACCACUGAUCGAAGAACCAGAUAGCAGCAAUGAAGCCGAUACCGAGUCUGAGCAUGAACAAGGUCUUGUUUUUAAUGACAUAGAACCCGUCAUAAUCGGUCUUAAAAAUCUGGAUGUAAAUGAUCAUGUCUAUAAGGACAGAGGAGUUAUUUUUAAUAACAAUGAUGAUUUAUCUUACUUAUUGCGUGAUAAAUUGAAUCCUAACAUGCCAGAAUGUUACGUUGAUGACUUGGUUGUUAAAAGUCGUGACAAGGGAAACCAUUUGCAUGACUUGAAAAUAAUGUUUACUCUUAUGCGGGCACACCAGCUGAAGAUGAAUCCAACUAAGUCAUUCAUAGGAAUGGCUAGUGGUAAAUUUCUCGGAUUCGUGGUCACAGCUAACAGAAUUCAUCUAGACCCAAACAAAGUCAAAGCCAUCCAAGAGCUACCACCUCCUAGGAAUCUUAAGGAGCUUCGAGGCUUACAAGGGCGACUGGCGUAUAUUCGCAUGUUCAUUUCUAACCUGUCAGGGAAAUGCCAAUCAUUCUCAAAACUAAUGAAGAAAGGAGUAUUCUUUAUGUGGGAUGAGGCUUGCCAGAAAGCGUUCGAGGAGAUUAAGCAAUAUCUCUCCAACCCACCGAUAUUGGUUGCACCAAGGUUAGGUAAACCUUUCUUGAUAUACAUCCGGGCUACAGAUCAUGCAUUGGCGGGACUCUUAGCACAAGAUGAUGAAAACGACCAUGAGCAGGCUGUUUACUAUCUCAGUAGGACUCUAUCGGGUGCUGAACCCUGUUAUCCUCUUAUUGAGAAGGAAUGUUUGGCGCUUGUAUUCAUAGUUCAGAAGAUGCGACAUUAUUUGGUUGGGCAAACCAUACAUGUCAUUUCCCAGACCAAUCCUAUUCGGGUGUUCAUGACACAGCCUAGUGUAUUGAACUGGCGACUCGCCAGAUGGACUUUGUUGCUUUCCCAAUAUGAUAUUCACUUCAAACCUCAAAAGGCAAUGAAGGGUCAGGCUAUUUGCGAUCUUAUGGCUAACCAUCCAUUAAAAGGAAAAGUCAAAUUGUACAAGGACAUGCCAGAUGAGACAUAUGAAGCCAAUGUUGUUUCUAAAGAACAGGUAUGUCAACUAUACUUCGAUGGUGCAGCAAGGACAAGUCCAACCGGUCGAGUUAUUGCCGAAGUGGGGGUUAUCUUUAUCUCCCCCCAAAAUCAUGUACUGCCACGCGCUGUUUCUUUAACAGAGCCGUGCUCUAAUAAUGUGGCCGAAUACAAUGCUUUAUUGGUUGGCCUAGAAAUAGCUAAACAAAUAGGGUUGAAACACCUAGAAGCAUAUGGCGAUUCUCAACUUAUUGUUAACCAGAUGAAAGGAGAAUACAAAGUAAGGAAUGAAGACCUUAUUCCUUACCAUACCGCAGCAACCACGCUGGCUGAUUCCUUUGAGGGCUUCUAUAUUGGUUAUGUACUCCGUCUCAAGAAUACUUAUGCUGAUGCAUUGGCAUCACUUGCGGCCACGUUGGCUUUACCUGAAAGAGCUACUCAACAAAUCAUGGUAGCAAGCAGACAAUUAUUCAAAUCAAAGUAUACAUUGCAGAUCAACGCAAUUGAAGGUGAGCCCGCAAUGCUCGAACCUAAGGAUUGGCGAUUUCUGAUCAUUGAUUAUACUUUGUAUCGAAAGUCAUACGAUAGGCUUUUGCUUCACUGUUUGUCAAAUAGAGAAGCAAAAGAAGCUCUUAAAGAAGCUCAUGAUGGCAUUUGUGGAGCUCAUCAGCCUGGUCCUAAAUUGUGGGACCAACUACGUAGAUUGGGUUAUUACUGGCCUAACACGGGAAUGGACAUUGUUGGCCUAGUGACACCACCCUCUUCCAAAGGACAUCGCUUUAUUUUAGCGAUAACUGAUUACUUUUCUAAAUGGGCAGAAGCAAUCCUGUUGAGCGAAGUCAAGACGAGUAAUGUUAUUAAAUUCUUAAAACAUCACAUCGUAUAUAGGUACGACGUUCCGAGGCAUAUCAUUCAUGACAAUGGGCCCCAAUUUGUUAGCCAAGCCUUCACCCGAUUCUGUGAUAAAUUCAGGAUCAAGAAUUUAGCUUCAACAGCUUAUAAUCCUGUUGCUAAUGGGAAAGUAGAAGCAUUUAAUAAGACCAUCGUUAGAAUUCUCACUAAGGUGGUUUCGACGAAUAAAAGAGACUGGAAUGAGAAGUUAGGUCAAAGUUUAUAG